CUCUUGCAGGCCACCCUGGUGGGAGUGGAGCUGACGCCGCCGGUCACCUUCCACCUGCGGGCAGGAUCCGGCCCCGUGUACAUCAGCGGGCAGCACAUCUCCCUGAUGCCCGACCUGUCCUGGGAGGAAGAGGAGGAGGAUGAAGAGGAGGAGCUGGUGGAGGAGUCCCCAGAGAAGCCCCCCAAGGGCCAAGCCGCCAAGAAGGGCAGCGCCGCCAAGAAGAGGAGGCUGGAGAAGGAGGACGAGCAGAACAACGCCGCCCCCGAGGAGCCCCUUCCCAGCAAGGGGCGAGGAGGCGCCCGGGGCAAGAAGGCAGCGGCGAAGAAGUAACCUUCCAGGUCUGGCGCAGGAGAGGCUGGAAACCUGCUGCUUUUUGUGUUUCCCCCCCAA
Molecule: messenger RNA, 390 nt
Organism: Oxyura jamaicensis (ruddy duck)
Lineage: Eukaryota; Metazoa; Chordata; Aves; Anseriformes; Anatidae
Gene: NPM2
Product: nucleophosmin/nucleoplasmin 2
Exons: 6
Biological process (GO): positive regulation of DNA replication; chromatin remodeling
Cellular component (GO): nucleoplasm; nucleolus; cytoplasm
Molecular function (GO): RNA binding; histone binding; chromatin binding
Source: RefSeq, a predicted model, not a curated record